Cynara cardunculus var. scolymus (artichoke) is the source of this 1528-nucleotide messenger RNA. RefSeq names its product pentatricopeptide repeat-containing protein At5g09450, mitochondrial. The record is from RefSeq and is a predicted model, not a curated record. NCBI's taxonomy places the organism in Eukaryota, Viridiplantae, Streptophyta, Magnoliopsida, Asterales, Asteraceae. Gene Ontology annotation, cellular component: mitochondrion. Bases 86 to 1315 code for a protein of 409 amino acids. The transcript has 3 exons. Gene Ontology annotation, molecular function: protein binding.
AAUUUUAUUUUUCCUUUUUUUCUGCGUUUUUUGGGGGCAUUAUCAGCAGAGGACGAGGGAUUUGAUCGUGAAUCGGUGUUAGAACAUGGCGGCGGCGCGUUCAAUCUUCGUCGGACUCAUUCGUGACAGCGGACGGACUAGGACUAAUGGUUUACUGAGGUCCUUGUCUUCAUCCUCGUCGUCAACGGCUUCGAAAUUGGAAGUCGUCUGUGACGAAUCGUCGGUUUCGAUUCCGGAAGAUGAAUGUGACUACGGUGGCGGUGAUGAUCUGAAGAGCAGAAUUUUCCGGCUGAGACUCCCGAAGCGUAGCGCAACCAAUGUUAUUGAGAAAUGGAUCAAUGAAGGCCACCAAAUCACCAUCUAUGAUCUCCGUCGUAUAUCAAAAGAACUUCGUAAAUCUCGCCGUUACAAACACGCUCUUGAGUUGUCGGAGUGGAUGGUUUCACGUGGAGAGUUUGAAUUAUCCGACUCAGACUAUGCUUUCCGAAUCGACUUAAUGACCAAAGUUUUUGGUAUAGAUGCUGCUGAACGCUAUUUCGAAAGUUUACCUCCCAGCGCUAAAACAACCGAAUCUUACACUGCUCUUCUCCACUCUUAUGCUGCAUCAAAACUAACUUCUAAGGCGGAAGACCUCUAUGAAAAGAUCAAAGAAUCUAACCUUCCGUUGACUGCAAUAACAUACAACGAGCUAAUGACAUUAUACAUGGCAGUCGGGCAGGUGGAAAAGGUCUCUUCUGUUGUUAAAGAACUCAAAAACCAGAAGGUUUCUCCAGAUAUUUACUCUUACAACCUGUGGAUAAGCUCAUGUGCUUCAGCUUUAAAGAUCGAUGAAGUUAGAAACAUUCUUGAUGAAAUGAGUGAUCAUGAGGCUGGCUCGAGUGAGAGUUGGGCAAGAUAUGUGAAUCUUGUGCGCAUAUAUCUAACGUCGGGUCAACUGGUAAAUUCAGAGGUCAACUCUGUGGUCGAAAGUGAAAAGGGUAUAACACAAAGAGAAUGGAUAACUUAUGAUUUCCUUAUUAUAUUGCAUUCCGCUUUGGGAAACAAGGGUACCCUUGAUCAAAUCUGGAAAUCUUUGAGGAUGACGAACCAGAAAAUGAUUAGCAGAAACUUUGGUUGUAUACUAUCUGCUUAUCUGAUGCUUGAUCAUUUGAAUGAGGUGGGAGAUGUGAUCGAUCAAUGGAAGACAUCUGCCACAACCGAUUUUGAUGUUUCUUUAUGCGAUAGGGUUUUAAAAGCGUUUCAAGAAGUCGGGUUGAUUGAAAAGGCAGAAGCUUUUCGUAUGUUGCUAAGUGAUAAGAAGUGUGAGCCAGAAUGAAUUCGGGGUUAGCCGUAGGGUCUGGUUCGAGUCUGAUGGUGCUGGUGUGGUGCACCAAGCUAGGCUAUCCUACACAAGCAAUAGAGGGAAUAAGAUUUCAUUUGUUUCUGUUUCUGUUUCUGUUUGCUUUCACUGGGAAAUCAUUGCUUGUUAAAAUUGGCAUAUCAACAUGGAUGCCUUACUAUGAGUUAUUACUGGAUUCGUUGACAACAA